GCGGCGCGCAGCAGCCCAGAGCCCUUCGGAGCCUCCCGGAUCUCCUGGCUCGCCUUUCGCGCGGAGCGCGGGCUCUGUGACUUUGGGGUGCAGCUGGCCCUGCUCGGUGACACUGGCGUCCGGCUCCAGGUACGGUGGGAGCUGCUUGCCGCAACCGCGGGGCCGCAGGCCGCUAGUUCUGCUUACCGCUCUCACCAACAACUAGCGGCUCAUGAUCCGGGACAAACUUCUGGCUGAGGCGCAGCCCCUUGCACGGUCACCCUCCCGGAAGCCAGCCACAAAACAGAAGACGCGGCAGGGGCCAGGAGGAGGAGAGGGUGGGAAGCCGUAACGCUGCUCUUCUCCGCGCGGGUGACGAAGGAUCCGCGGCGGCCGCCCCCAGCCGAUCUCCCUCCCGGAGGCGCCGCGGCCGCCGAGCGGCAAGGCGCGGGCCGGCGGGCAUGGGCGCUCACGCCCUCUAGCGGGCCGCAGCGGCGCCGGGCGGCCGUGACGUGGGCUCUCCCUCAGCCGGCCUGCGGGGCACCGCCAGUCAGUCUGGGAGCAAGAGCCCCGCGCGGAGCCGGCGCCGGCUGCCAUCCGCGCGCCGCCGCCCGGGGGCUAGGCUCGGAGCUGCAGGCGGAGAGGCGGCGGGCAGGACGCGAGCGGCCACGGCUACGGCCAGCGCCGCCGGCUCGGGUCCCGAGCAGAAGGAGAGCGGCGGCGGGUGCAGCCUCUAGAACGGAGGGCGGAUUUUGACUCGGCGGGCGAGCCCUCCGCUCCCUCUCGCAGCAGCGCCAGACGCCGAGUCGGAUCAGAAGAGGGGUAGGAGGACCCAGGACCCUCACUCCUGGCCCCGGGAGCCGCGGGAGUUCGGACUUCUGCAACUGUUGGCACUUUGGGGGACUGGUUUUGUUUUUGACUGCUUACCCUUCUCUUCUCGCUGCCUUGAACCCAAAGCUCCCGCCCACCCACCGCCGCCGGGGAGCGGCCCGGAGCGCACUUAGGAACAUGAGGAGACUUGGGACUUGCCUGGCGACUUUGGCCGGACUUUUGCUAACUGCAACAGGGGAGUCGUUUUCAGGGGGUUGCCUCUUCGAUGAGCCGUACAGCACGUGUGGAUACAGUCAAGCUGACGACGAUGACUUCAGUUGGCAGCAGGUGAACACCUUGACCAAACCGACUUCUGAUCCAUGGAUGCCGUCAGGCUCUUUCAUGUUGGUGAACACAUCUGGCAGACCUGAGGGGCAGAGAGCCCACCUCCUCUUACCUCAGCUUAAAGAAAAUGACACCCACUGCAUUGAUUUUCACUACUUUGUAUCCAGUAAGAGUAAUUCUGCUCCUGGGUUACUCAAUGUCUACGUGAAGGUCAAUAACGGGCCUUUGGGGAAUCCUAUCUGGAAUAUAUCUGGAGACCCGACACGUACCUGGAACAGGGCAGAACUGGCCAUUAGUACUUUCUGGCCUAACUUUUAUCAGGUGAUUUUUGAAGUAAUAACUUCUGGACAUCAAGGCUAUCUCGCUAUUGAUGAAGUGAAGGUGUUAGGACAUCCAUGCACCAGAACACCCCACUUCCUGAGGAUUCAGAAUGUGGAAGUGAAUGCCGGCCAGUUUGCCACCUUCCAGUGCAGUGCCAUCGGCAGGACCGUGGCAGGCGACAGGCUCUGGUUACAGGGUAUUGAUGUACGAGAUGCUCCUCUGAAGGAAAUAAAGGUGACUAGUUCCCGACGAUUCAUAGCUUCAUUUAAUGUCGUGAAUACGACAAAACGAGAUGCUGGAAAGUACCGCUGCAUGAUUCGCACAGAAGGAGGUGUUGGAAUAUCAAACUAUGCAGAAUUGGUAGUUAAAGAACCCCCUGUUCCCAUUGCCCCACCUCAGCUGGCUUCCGUGGGAGCAACCUACCUGUGGAUACAACUCAAUGCCAACUCCAUCAACGGGGAUGGGCCCAUUGUCGCCCGAGAGGUGGAAUACUGCACAGCAAGUGGGAGCUGGAAUGACCGCCAACCAGUGGAUUCAACAAGUUACAAGAUUGGCCACCUCGACCCGGAUACAGAGUAUGAGAUCAGUGUGCUCCUCACCCGGCCAGGGGAGGGUGGCACUGGAUCUCCUGGGCCAGCACUCAGAACAAGAACAAAGUGUGCAGAUCCCAUGCGAGGCCCAAGAAAACUGGAAGUAGUAGAAGUCAAAUCUCGUCAAAUCACUAUCCGCUGGGAGCCAUUUGGAUAUAAUGUGACUCGUUGCCAUAGUUACAAUCUCACAGUCCACUACUGCUACCAAGUCGGAGGACAAGAGCAAGUUCGAGAAGAAGUAAGCUGGGACACGGAUAAUUCACACCCUCAACAUACGAUCACUAACCUUUCACCAUAUACCAAUGUUAGUGUGAAACUCAUCCUCAUGAAUCCUGAGGGACGGAAGGAAAGUCAAGAACUCAUAGUACAGACAGAUGAAGAUUUGCCAGGUGCUGUUCCUACUGAAUCCAUCCAAGGAAGUACCUUUGAAGAGAAAAUAUUUCUUCAAUGGAGAGAACCAAUUCAAACAUAUGGUGUUAUCACUUUAUAUGAGAUCACCUACAAAGCAGUCAGUUCCUUUGACCCAGAAAUAGACUUAUCCAAUCAAAGUGGAAGAGUUUCAAAACUCGGAAAUGAAACGCAUUUUCUGUUUUUUGGACUGUAUCCUGGGACAACAUACUCCUUUACCAUCCGAGCUAGCACAGCUAAGGGUUUUGGACCUCCAACAACAAAUCAGUUCACCACCAAAAUAUCAGCACCGUCGAUGCCAGCUUAUGAACUUGAGACCCCUUUGAAUCAAACUGACAAUACAGUGACAGUCAUGCUGAAACCUGCACACAGCCGAGGCGCACCUGUCAGUGUUUACCAAAUAGUUGUUGAGGAAGAACGUCCUCGAAGAACUAAAAAGACAACAGAAAUCUUAAAGUGCUACCCAGUGCCAAUCCACUUCCAGAAUGCUUCCAUCCUGAACUCGCAGUACUACUUUGCCGCAGAAUUCCCAGCAAACAGCCUGCAAGCUGCUCAGCCUUUUACUAUUGGUGAUAACAAGACAUACAAUGGAUACUGGAACACUCCCCUCCUACCCCAUAAAAGUUACAGAAUUUAUUUCCAAGCUGCUAGUAGAGCCAAUGGGGAAACCAAAAUAGACUGUGUCCGGGUGGCCACAAAAGGAGCGGCCACUCCAAAACCUGUCCCAGAACCUGAGAAACAAACAGACCAUACAGUGAAAAUUGCUGGAGUCAUUGCUGGCAUCUUGCUGUUUGUUAUUAUAUUUCUUGGAGUUGUGCUGGUAAUGAAGAAAAGGAAACUAGCCAAGAAGCGGAAGGAGACAAUGAGCAACACCCGGCAAGAGAUGACUGUGAUGGUGAACUCGAUGGACAAGAGCUACGCGGAGCAAGGCACCAACUGCGAUGAGGCCUUCUCCUUCAUGGACACGCACAACCUGAACGGGAGAUCUGUGUCUUCACCAUCAUCCUUUACAAUGAAAACAAAUACACUGAGCACAUCGGUGCCUAACUCCUAUUACCCAGACCCAUUUGUGCCAACUGCAAUUUUAGUGCCAAUAAAUGACGAAACCCACACGAUGGCUAGCGACACCAGCAGCUUGGUGCAGUCCCACACAUACAAGAAGCGGGAGACCGCCGAUGUGCCCUACCAGACGGGGCAGCUCCACCCUGCCAUCCGAGUGGCAGACCUGCUUCAACACAUCACGCAGAUGAAGUGUGCCGAGGGCUACGGUUUCAAGGAGGAAUACGAGAGCUUCUUUGAAGGGCAGUCUGCACCAUGGGACUCCGCUAAGAAAGAUGAGAACAGAAUGAAGAACAGAUAUGGGAAUAUCAUUGCGUAUGACCAUUCCCGGGUGAGGCUGCAGACGAUAGAAGGAGACACCAACUCAGACUAUAUCAAUGGAAAUUAUAUCGAUGGCUAUCAUCGACCCAAUCAUUAUAUUGCUACCCAAGGACCAAUGCAAGAGACCAUCUAUGACUUCUGGAGGAUGGUGUGGCACGAAAACACCGCAAGCAUAAUAAUGGUGACCAACCUUGUGGAAGUGGGGAGGGUCAAAUGCUGCAAAUACUGGCCAGAUGACACAGAGAUAUAUAAAGACAUUAAAGUUACCCUAAUAGAAACAGAACUACUGGCCGAAUAUGUGAUAAGAACAUUUGCUGUUGAAAAGAGGGGCGUUCAUGAAAUCCGAGAGAUCAGACAGUUUCACUUCACUGGCUGGCCGGAUCACGGGGUCCCUUACCAUGCCACAGGGUUGCUGGGAUUCGUCCGGCAGGUCAAAUCCAAAAGCCCGCCCAACGCAGGCCCACUGGUGGUACACUGCAGUGCUGGCGCCGGGAGGACUGGCUGUUUCAUUGUUAUCGAUAUCAUGUUGGACAUGGCAGAAAGGGAAGGGGUGGUGGACAUCUAUAACUGUGUCAGGGAGCUGCGGUCCCGGAGAGUGAACAUGGUGCAAACGGAGGAGCAAUAUGUGUUUAUCCACGAUGCCAUCCUAGAAGCCUGUCUUUGUGGAGACACGUCCAUCCCUGCUUCCCAAGUCAGGUCUCUGUAUUAUGACAUGAACAAACUGGAUCCACAGACAAAUUCAAGCCAAAUUAAAGAGGAAUUCCGGACGCUGAACAUGGUAACACCGACACUGCGUGUGGAAGACUGUAGCAUCGCGCUUCUGCCCAGGAACCAUGAAAAAAACCGGUGCAUGGACAUCCUUCCCCCAGACCGCUGCCUGCCUUUCCUCAUCACCAUUGACGGGGAGAGCAGCAACUACAUCAAUGCUGCCCUCAUGGACAGCUAUAAACAGCCUUCAGCUUUUAUAGUCACCCAGCAUCCUUUGCCAAACACAGUGAAAGACUUCUGGAGACUGGUCCUGGAUUAUCACUGCACGUCUGUAGUUAUGCUAAACGACGUGGAUCCGGCCCAGUUGUGUCCACAGUACUGGCCAGAGAAUGGAGUUCACAGACAUGGCCCCAUCCAAGUGGAAUUUGUUUCUGCUGAUUUAGAAGAAGACAUCAUCAGCAGGAUAUUCCGUAUUUAUAAUGCAGCCAGACCCCAAGAUGGAUAUCGGAUGGUGCAACAAUUCCAGUUCCUGGGCUGGCCAAUGUACAGGGACACACCAGUGUCCAAGCGCUCCUUCUUGAAGCUUAUUCGCCAAGUGGACAAGUGGCAGGAGGAGUACAACGGUGGUGAAGGCCGCACGGUUGUGCACUGUUUGAAUGGAGGAGGCCGCAGUGGGACCUUCUGUGCCAUCAGCAUCGUCUGCGAGAUGCUCCGGCACCAGAGGACGGUCGACGUCUUCCAUGCGGUGAAGACGCUGAGGAACAACAAGCCCAACAUGGUGGACCUUCUGGAUCAGUACAAGUUCUGCUACGAGGUGGCCCUGGAAUACUUGAAUUCUGGCUGACAGCGUCACCGCUCUACAAACAAACCCUUUCAUCCCACAAAGCCAAGACAUUCCAGGGCAUUUGUGGACAUGAGAUCAAGGCUUCUCAAUAUGCUUAUUUUGCUUUGCAUAAUUGGCUCUUUUUAAGAGCCCAAGAAAGUGUGUAUAAAACUGCUUGCACUGCCCAAUUCCCAGUAAUACUGCUGCCUGGCGGGAACACAGAGCAUACAGUCGUCCAAUACUGUACUCCUAGGCAUCAGCUUGUUAGAGCAGCGUAGACAUCUGGUAAACUGAAGAGCACAUUAUAUUCUUAUGAAGGAAUUUGUACCUUUGGGGUAUUAUUUUGUGGCCCGUGAACCUUUGUUAUUGUUACAGCUGAGUGUACUUUUUUGUUCUGUGGAGAAUGCUCCCUGGCAUUAUGAUAAUAUAUUAUUUUAGUUAAUAUUUGUAUUUUAACAUGUUGCAUAAUAUAAGCUUAUGUAGCUUUCCAAGACUAACAGAUAAACAUAUAAUGAACAAAGAUAUGUUGUAUGAGUUAUUGUUUCUAUCAGAUUUGUAUUGUUUCCAAGGGAAAAGCUGGGGAGGAAUUCAGUUCAAAAAUGCAAAGCUCAGCGAUCAGAUUCACAGAUCCAAAGCUUUUCCAUUUGUUUAUAUUGUAAAUAUUUUUGAUUUCAUCAAAUUAUUUAUUCAUUAAAAGAAAUUUUUGUGAA
This is a messenger RNA of Rhinolophus ferrumequinum (greater horseshoe bat), 6074 nucleotides long. It is a transcript of the gene PTPRM, whose product is annotated as protein tyrosine phosphatase receptor type M. The record is from RefSeq and is a predicted model, not a curated record. The transcript is spliced from 33 exons. NCBI's taxonomy places the organism in Eukaryota, Metazoa, Chordata, Mammalia, Chiroptera, Rhinolophidae. Gene Ontology annotation, cellular component: membrane. Gene Ontology annotation, molecular function: protein binding; protein tyrosine phosphatase activity. Bases 988 to 5385 code for a protein of 1465 amino acids. Gene Ontology annotation, biological process: protein dephosphorylation.